AAUUCCACAAGCAACUCAAGCAUUCAGUCUUCUGACCUGUUCCACCUACACAGGGCAUUUCAUGGCUUAAGGAUGAUGGCCUAGAAGGGAAGGGAGAGACGUAAUUUGGAUUCAGUUCAAUAUGGGAAAAUGCUUAAGCUGCUGUGAAGAGGACCAGACCUUCCAACCACAUGGGAAUCAAGUUACUUCAGACUUCCGGCAUCAUGGAGCCUCUUCUGUCCCACGAUCAAGUAGCUAUCUUGCACUUAAAACAUCUCGCCCCUCUGCAACACAUAAAGCCAGUUUAUCCAGAGGAAGAAAAAAGUCAUGGCUUUCAUCAAGUUCAUCUUUUUCUGGAAAAAGUUGUUCUUUAUUUAGAUUUCAAAAAAGCAAUUCUUCUAUUCACCGGCAACAAAGUAGAGCAAACUUUGAUUCUCAAGAAUACCUAAGCUGCAUUGAUUUAAAAUCUUCCUCAGACCAUUUUGGUGUAUUUAGAACCCACAGAUCAUUCCCUUCCCAUAAACUAAGUGUCGUUUCCUGCUACAAGAGUGCCAUUUGUUUUGAUCCUCAAUCAGAGAGUCAAAACAUGCUUAUUAUGAAUGAAAUUGAACUCUUUUCUGGAAACCAAAGCAAUACUGCUGCUGAAAAACAUAUAAGCUCCUCUGCUCCCAAAUAUACCACUAAAAACUUUAAGAAUUUUGAAACAGCUGCUUCUUCGGCCCAUGUUCAGAACACUAUUGAUGGAAUCCCCAAUCAGCAAAACACAGCAUCCUUCUUCCCUCUUGCAACUGUUGUUGCUUCUUCCCAUCAACAAAAUGGAAUUGCUACUGAUACACAACAAAGAGGCCAAAUAAGUAAAGAUUUGAAAGAUUCCCUUCAUAGUGGUUCUCAGAGUCACAGCACAAAGUAUUCUCCAGCUAUGACUGAACGGCAUCCCUCUCACCAUGUAACUUCUCCUAGUCUCCAUUCUGUUGGAUUUUCUUCAUCUCCCAAAAAAGCUGGUAGCUUUAGCUCACCUCCAAAUGAAACUGCCUUAAGCUCGUUUGAAGAUGAAAACUUGACUCAGAAUGAAGACCUAUCUUCACCUGCUGAAAUUCCUUUAAAAAGAUAUAUUACAGCUAAUACUGAUACAGAAGAACGGAAUUUUCCAGUCUCUAAAUCAUUUAACGUACAUGUAGAAGAAUUAAAGUUAGAUGCCCUUCUUCAGAAGGCAGAUCAUUUACGUAUGGAUGAAUCUGGCAAGUUGGAGAGUUUUGAACUACUUUGUGACCACAAAGAAAAGUUUAGAGAUGAAAUAGAGUUUAUGUGGCGGUUUGCUCGUGCUUAUGGAGACAUGUAUGAGCUAUCUACAAAUACACAAGAAAAGAAACAUUAUGCUAAUAUUGGAAAAACUUUAGGUGAAAGAGCUAUUACUAGAGCACCCAUGAAUGGACACUGUCAUCUGUGGUAUGCAAUUUUGUGUGGCUAUGUAUCUGAGUUCGAGGGCUUACAAAACAAAGUCAACUAUGGACAUAUCUUCAAGGAUCAUCUAGAUAAAGCAAUCCAACUUUUGCCUGAAGAAUCUUUUUUGUAUUACCUCAAGGGAAGAUAUUGUUAUACUAUAUCAAAACUGAGCUGGAUCGAAAAAAAAAUGGCUGCUACUCUAUUUGGAAAAGUACCAUCUUCAACGGUACAAGAAGCUUUGCAAAAUUUCCUUAAGGCUGAAGAACUACAUCCUGGUUAUUCUAAUUCCAAUUACCUGUACUUGGCAAAGUGUUAUACUGCUAUUGAGGAAAAACAGAAUGCUUUGAAGUUCUGUAAUUUGGCAUUAUUACUUCCUUGUGUUACCAAAGAGGAUAAAGAGGCACAGAAAGAGAUCAAAAAAAUAAUCGCUUCCUUGAAGAGGUAAAUAAAAGAACUUGCUCUUCAACAAAUCAGAUGUGGUCUACUAAAAUUUAAACUAAUCAAAAUUGUGUUUUUAUUAUCCCUUUUUUCUUUUUUGAUGUAAGGGUAAAUGAGCUCAGAUUUGAAGGUAAAACCACGUUUCUCCAGAAUGCAUUCCACUAGUAGCACUACAAAGCUAAUCAUGUUAUUUGGAGAAUCUAUUUACUGUAAUGUCAGUACAUAAUAAUCUAUAGGCAUGUAUGCUUUAUAUUUUUCCUAUCAAUAAACAAUAGCCUUCAGAAUAUUUCUUUAAAUAAAAUAUUUAAAUC
Messenger RNA from Microcebus murinus (gray mouse lemur), 2171 nucleotides. RefSeq names its product regulator of microtubule dynamics 2 (gene RMDN2). The record is from RefSeq and is a predicted model, not a curated record. Gene Ontology annotation, cellular component: spindle microtubule; mitotic spindle pole; cytoplasm. Gene Ontology annotation, molecular function: microtubule binding. NCBI's taxonomy places the organism in Eukaryota, Metazoa, Chordata, Mammalia, Primates, Cheirogaleidae.